GCUCCGCCUGGCUGCCACUCGUUCCUCCCGCUCUUUGUCAGUUGGGUCUGCGGUGGGCCGAUCUAUCCACUAGCCUGGGUCUCCCUCUGUUGGUGCCGCCCGCGGGGAGACGGAGAGCCUUCCUGCCCACUAGUGGGAGCUGCCAGGCGGUAGCACGGAGAUGGCCGCUUUUAUCUUGGCCAGUUAGAAACGUCCUGGGCUUCCCAAGAAGUGUGAGGGAAUGAGUGGUCACCAGCGCCAGGCCUCGGAAUUUGACAGCUAAAGCCCAAAACGAAAAGAGCCAAGAGAUUCCUUGAGAAGAGAGAACCGAAACUCAGUGAAAAUAUUAAAAAUGCUAUGCUGAUUAAAGGGGGAAAUGCAAAUUCCAUGGUGACACAAGUACUUAAAGAUGUGUAUGCACUGAAAAAACCAUAUGGAGUUCUGUAUAAAAAGAAAAACAUUACAAGACCAUUUGAGGAUCAGACAUCAUUGGAAUUCUUUUCAAAGAAGUCAGAUUGUUCUUUAUUUAUGUUUGGCUCCCAUAAUAAGAAGCGGCCAAAUAAUCUAGUAAUAGGUCGUAUGUAUGACUACCACGUGCUGGAUAUGAUUGAGUUGGGUAUCGAGAAGUUUGUCUCUCUAAAAGAUAUUAAGAAUAGUAAAUGUCCCGAGGGAACAAAACCCAUGUUAAUAUUUGCUGGUGAUGAUUUUGAUGUAACAGAAGACUACAGAAGGCUAAAAAGUCUUCUUAUUGAUUUCUUCAGAGGCCCCACAGUACCAAAUAUCCGCCUGGCUGGUUUAGAGUAUGUUCUGCACUUCACUGCAUUGAAUGGGAAGAUUUAUUUUCGAAGCUAUAAGUUGCUGUUGAAGAAAUCUGGUUGUAGAACACCAAGGAUUGAAUUGGAAGAGAUAGGGCCCUCAUUGGAUCUGGUUCUGAGGAGGACACAUCUGGCAUCAGAUGAUCUUUAUAAAUUAUCUAUGAAAAUGCCAAAAGCGCUCAAGCCAAAGAAGAAGAAAAAUGUCUCCCAUGAUACUUUUGGUACAACUUAUGGAAGGAUUCAUAUGCAGAAGCAAGACCUAAGCAAACUACAAACCAGGAAAAUGAAGGGGUUGAAGAAGCGACCUGCAGAAAGGAUAACAGAAGACCAAGAGAAAAAAUCAAAGAGAAUUAAAAAAAACUGAUGGAACUUAGCCAGUGACUAUAAUGUUAUUGUAGUCUGUUUACUUAAGAGAAUUAUCAAUCAUCAGUCAUUUCUAAGUUUCUUAAAGAUUUUAUUAAAUAUUUUUGUAGCAUGGUAAUUUACCUAAACUAUGUAUUAUUUAUAUUAUGAACACUAAUCUACUAGUAUGAGGUUGAAAAUAAGCCUCUUUGGGAUAUAUCCUGAUGGGCCUUUUUCUCUCUGUGUUAAUGGUAUUCCUUCUGUCCCCUCCCCUCCAGGGUUGGUAGGUGAGGAGGGAUCUCCCGAACAGCCAUUGGUAUUUUAAAGAAUUUCUGGGUUAAGCUUUCAAUAAUGGGAGAAAGCCAUGGAAAGUAGAAAUGGCCCAAAGGAACUGUAUACACACUUAGUAGUAUGCAUUACCUGGAAAGUUAACCCCAUCUCCCAACACAUACCUACAACCUGACUUUUGUUUUUUACUCUUCUGUUAUUUUGCCUGAAAUUUUGCCAGUUAGAGAUUCAUUUGAGUUUUUUAACUUUGUGUCUUAAAACAUUUCUCUUAAGAGCAUGUCCACUAAUUUUCUACCAUCUCCACCCGCCCCCCCCACCCCCGCAAAAGAACCACGGUUAUACACUAAACUAAAGGAAGUGCCUGUGAGGAGGUCCAGCAGAGAAGACCCAGCACACUGUGGAGCAAAACAAAUCUGAGAUUGGAUAGAUUGAGGAGGGCACAAAGAACAAUUUAACUUUAACCUCAUCAGCCCUGCCCAUGUGACACAGCUCCCCACCAAGAGAAACCUUCCAGCCUGUGAUUUCCCCAUGGAGGGGAGGGAGAACAUGUGAGUGAGCAAUGGCUCGCUCAGCCCUGCAGGAUGCUGCCAAAGAGAGAACCCUCUUUCUAGCCCCACCCAGAAUACUGAGAUACACUGCUCAACGGGGGAAUGGGGUGCACCUAGGAGAACUGCACCCAGGGCUCUUGGAGGGCAGUAAACCAACAUGGACCGUACAAACCACGGCACAGCCUCCAUUAGGAAUCUGCCCAUGAGCCACUGGAGAUGGCCUGCCAGCAGACCCCCACAAAUGGUCCACGACACACACAAUACUCAGUCCCUUGCCCAUAUAUCAUCCCACCCUGUGGCCUGCCACCAGCGCACACAGGAGGGCAACACAAGGGAGCUUCUGGAAGGGGCUAUCGAGCGUGUGCAGAAAGCAGCCCUACUCUCCUGGAUUGGGAGAAAUCUCAUAGAUUCAGUCAGCAGCGUCCUAGAGAAAGCAAACAAAAGGGAGACUCUCAGCACCCAGUCUGGCUUCACAGGAUGAAGAGAAGGCCUUAAAGUUUGUACUACACUGUCCCAGGCAGUAGGAGACAAAUACGCCAACCAUGGUGAAGAUUUAAAGCCUGAAUGUGUCUGGAUCUGAGCUAUGUAUUCACUGCACACUCUGGCUAAAGCACUUUUUUUCUUUCACUGCAUCAAUUCUCACCUAAGUAUGAUCAAGCAUUCAAACCUGUAGGAACUGCAUCCUCUGUCUUGCUUCUAACUUAAGAAGAAAUAAACUAAUGAUAUGGAAGCAUGCUUUCUUCUGACUCCAUUAUCAGGCGUGGAGGAAAUGGACCAGUCAAGAGUCGCCUUCCUUUUACACAGGAGCUGGCGGUGUUACUACAAGGGAGGCAAAGAAUCAAGGCCAUUGACAUGUUGGGCUACAAUACUAACUGUCUUUGUUCAGAUGUUUUAAACCGAAUUUAAUCCGAGGACUUUCCCAGUAAGAAAAAGCCAGUUAGCAAAUAGCUAAUUGCUGUAACUCAGCUAAAAGGAACCACUGUCACCGUACCAGUUGCCAGUUGGUAUAUCCAUCAUUAGUUAAGAAGACUUGGAGGGACCUUGCAAGGAGCCUACCCUUGAGCAAGGGUGGGAGAAGGAGGGAAUUAAGCAUUUACUCCAUUUGUUUCAUUCCACUGAUUGCUCUACAACACUGGAGAAUAACUUUGUUAAAAAGAAGAUUGUGGUUAGUAAUGUUUAAUUCAGUCAUACAUGAACAAGUGGCAGGGAGGUUGGUAGCACAUCAUCUCUUCAUUAGCCAUUAGUCCAAAUGCCUUUGUGCAGUCUACUAGUCAUAGUAAGGUGGCUGAUACAUGCAUAUAAAAGUUUUACCAUCUGUAUCUCAGAAAGAAAGGUUUUCAUUAUAAUGAUAAAAAAUCUCAAGUCCAAGAAUAAAUUGAAUUACCUUCAAACAACAGUAUUAUUAAGAGAGACAUAUAAAUGGAAAGAAACAGUAUGUUCUAAAACAAUCAGAUAUACACUUUAAGGACUUUUUAUUUUUCACAAAUCAAUUUAUAAAUUUAAUUUAUAAAUCCUAAAGCUUAAAAUUAUGAGUAAGUAGCAAAAA
Molecule: messenger RNA, 3518 nt
Organism: Zalophus californianus (California sea lion)
Lineage: Eukaryota; Metazoa; Chordata; Mammalia; Carnivora; Otariidae
Gene: RPF2
Product: ribosome production factor 2 homolog
Exons: 10
Coding region: 337-1158 (273 amino acids)
Biological process (GO): ribosomal large subunit assembly; maturation of LSU-rRNA from tricistronic rRNA transcript (SSU-rRNA, 5.8S rRNA, LSU-rRNA)
Cellular component (GO): nucleolus
Molecular function (GO): rRNA binding
Source: RefSeq, a predicted model, not a curated record